Messenger RNA from Capsella rubella, 907 nucleotides. Its product is annotated as ribonuclease H2 subunit C. Gene Ontology annotation, cellular component: ribonuclease H2 complex. Gene Ontology annotation, biological process: RNA catabolic process. The transcript has 5 exons. NCBI's taxonomy places the organism in Eukaryota, Viridiplantae, Streptophyta, Magnoliopsida, Brassicales, Brassicaceae. The record is from RefSeq and is a predicted model, not a curated record. Bases 148 to 630 code for a protein of 160 amino acids.
UUCUCCGACACCAAUUCGUUUUAUAUUUUCGACUUGUCGACUGUUCUGAAUGACACGAAUUCAAAUCUCUUGACCAAACUGGCGGCAUCUUAUAGUUCUCUCUGAGAAAAUAAAGGAAAUCUGAAGAAUCGAUCCAAGUGAGGAUUAAUGGGAACCAUAGACUUUAGAGCUGCUUCAGAUGUAAACUCGAUUGCGGAUCUUAGUAAUCAAGUUCACCAGCUCCCUUGCUGCAUUAGAUUCGAUGGUCCUGCUGAAGUUUCCCACUAUUUCAAGCCUAAAUCUAGUGAGGUGGAGAUUGAUGGAGUAAGAACGGAAGAAGCUCAUUUCAGAGGAAGGAAGUUGCAAGGAGCAACUAUCUCACUCCCUAGUGGCUACUCUGGCUUUGUGCUUGGACAAACGAGUAACCUAAAUGCUAAUGGAAAGAGAAAAGCUUCUAGUGUCACGGAGGAGAACCCCUGCUGGGAAGUGAAGGCCAAAUUCGAUAACCUGACAUAUUGGAAUCACGAUAAUCUCCCUUCAAAAGACGAUACUUUUGUGCGGUCUUUUCAUUGGUUUAACAUUGCAGAAGCGCUACACAAGCCAGUGAAAGUAGAAGACUUGGUUGCGGUUUCGCAAGGUGGUAAGGGUUAAACGUGAAGUGGCAUUAGGCGUUGAACAAAACAUCUAACCAAGUAAGAGGUCAUUUAAAACGUUUGUUGACAUAUGAUUCUCAAGGUCUAUUUGAUUAACACUGAGUAGGACCAGACAUGGUGAGGAUUAGUCCACAUGAUAAGUUGUGUUAUUUUCUGUAUCAUAUUUUGAAUUAUGUUGAAAAAAUUGAAUUUAUUUGUCUGUUUUAUUGAGCUAUUUUGGUUUACAUUUUAGACCUUAUGGGGGGGUUAUUUAAUAUUAAAUUUUAUCAUUGUAA